Anopheles marshallii is the source of this 408-nucleotide messenger RNA. Its product is annotated as thioredoxin domain-containing protein 17. Gene Ontology annotation, molecular function: protein-disulfide reductase [NAD(P)H] activity. Bases 1 to 408 code for a protein of 135 amino acids. The transcript is spliced from 3 exons. Gene Ontology annotation, cellular component: cytosol. The record is from RefSeq and is a predicted model, not a curated record. NCBI's taxonomy places the organism in Eukaryota, Metazoa, Arthropoda, Insecta, Diptera, Culicidae.
AUGCGUACAAGCCUGGUGCGGUUUGCAAAGAUGGUCGUAAAACAUAAAGUAACCGGGUACGAGGAGUUUACAAAGUUGGCCGAAAGUUUGGAAAGCAGUGGCGAACCGGUCCACAUCCUGUUUACCGGCAGUAAGGAUGAGAACGGUGAAAGCUGGUGCCCGUAUUGUGUGAAGGCCGCACCCGUCGUCACGAAAGCCUUGGAGACGGCACCAGAAAAGAGCCAUUUCAUUACGGUUGAAAUAGAACGCCCAUUCUGGAAAGAUCUGAACUGUCCGUACCGAAAGGAUCCACGCACACAUCUGGUGUUUCUUCCCACACUUCUACGAUGGCGAUCGCCCCAGCGCUUGGACGGAUCGCAGUGUACCAACACCGAUUUGGUCCAAAUGUUGUUCGAAGAUGAAGAUUAA